AUGGAUUUCACCAAUUUUGACACUGUAAAAGCAGAGAAAGCUAAUGCAAUACUAAAGUACAACCGCUUACAAACCUUAAAAAAACUGUUUCGUUUACUGGAAUUCUGUCUUGCUCUAAUCCUCCUCUUAUGGAUCUUUAACAAGCUUCCAUUUGCUGUCAAGAUUUCCUGGGAGUUUUUCCGGCGACUAGCCAGCAUAAUAGCCAGCCCCCUCUUUGUUUUCUUACUUUCUAACGGGAUAAUCGCUACUUUGAUAGCAAAAUCUGGCAGAUUCUCCGGCGAGAAUCACGGCACGGACAAUGCUGAUACUCAACUGUACGAGUUAAUAAAAAACACUGAGAACAAUCGCAACUGGCCAAAGCCAUUUCUCUCAGAUAAUCCUAAUUUAUUGUCGUCUCAAGCCGCGACAGCGACAGAGACAGAGACAACAACAAAAGAGGAGGAAGUAGUGUUCCAAGAAAAACAUAUCAUCAUCUCCGAAGAGAACACUAUCACACAAACGCGUGAAAAUGGGGAUGAAGAUCACGAUCCUGACGCGGACAUAUACUCAGAUUCGGAUUCUGACUCUGAAAUUCUGAAAAUUCGGAGGACGAAGUCGGUGAAGAUGGAGAGGAAGAAUUACGUGAAGGAGAAGAAGCAGCUGCGGAGAUCGGAGACAGAGAGGUUGGGUUCAAGAGAGGAGAAUUUCCUGUGCGGAGAGGAAGACUUGAGUGAUGAGGAAUUUCAGCGUGCCAUUGAUGAGUUCAUUGCCAGACAUUUGAUGCUCCGUCGCCAAGAGUCCAUGUCUGUUUUUGUUCAAAAUAAUUUCUCAAAUAUUGCAGAAAUUGAGAAACAAUUUUAG
Molecule: messenger RNA, 840 nt
Organism: Dovyalis caffra
Lineage: Eukaryota; Viridiplantae; Streptophyta; Magnoliopsida; Malpighiales; Salicaceae
Source: the annotation of a GenBank genome assembly